Aspergillus calidoustus is the source of this 1743-nucleotide messenger RNA. The record is from the annotation of a GenBank genome assembly. NCBI's taxonomy places the organism in Eukaryota, Fungi, Ascomycota, Eurotiomycetes, Eurotiales, Aspergillaceae.
AUGGAAAACGUCGAACCAUCAGCAGCGCCAUAUCGCCAUGGCAGGGAACGCAAGGAUGUUGAAGACACAUGGCGCCGUGAGAUCUCGAGCGACUCCGACCAACCGAGAGACAAUGAGACUCAAGCCGGCGUGAGAGAAGUCGAGGCCAUUGCCACGGUCUGGUCCAAAACCACCCGCAUCGCCGCCUACGUUCUCAUCUGGAUCGUCUACUUUGCAAUGCUAAUGCAGCAAAACGCUUCGGGGUCUCUAACCCCCUAUGUCACCUCGGCCUUUUUGUUGCACUCCCUUACGCCCACCGUGACUAUUCUCAGUAGCGUCAUUGGAGGAGUCUGCAACCUGACCAUCGCCAAGAUACUCGACAUCUUUGGUCGACCCCACGGUUAUGCCUUUGCCCUGGUGAUCACCACAAUCGGCCUCAUCAUGAUGGCGGCAACUGAGAGCGUGGAAAUGUACGCCGCUGCCCAGGUGUUCUGGGCUGUCGGAAACAACUCGCUUCUUUAUACCGUGGGCAUUUUUGUCGCUGAUACUACCUCCCUACACAACCGUGCCCUGAUGACGGCACUGGCAUCGUCUCCAACAAUUGCAACAAUUUGGUUGGGAGGUCCCAUCGCAGAGGGCUUUCUAGGUGGCCCCGGCUGGAAGUGGUGCUAUGGAUUUUUCUGCAUCGCCAUUCCAUUCCUGUGUCUCCCAUUAUUUGGCCUGUUGGUCUGGAACACUUCGAAAGCAAAGAAACAAGGUGUCCUUGUCAUCGAGAAGAGCUCGAGGACCCUCAUGCAAUCAUUUAUCUACUAUGCCCGCGAAUUUGAUGCUAUUGGUCUUUUACUAAUUACAGCGGGCCUCGCUCUGUUUCUUUUACCAUUGAAUCUCUACGCGUUCCAGGCGGAUGGAUGGCGGUCACCAUUGAUCAUAUGCCUGCUAGUCUUUGGAGUGGUCCUGAUAAUCCUGUUUGCUCUAUGGGAGAGGUUCCUCGCCCCCGUUACCUUCAUGCCAUUUUCACUACUGCUUGAUCGCAACAUGGUCGGUGCAUGCCUCCUCGGCGCUGUCCUCUUCGUCAGCUACUACUGCUGGUUCGCCAUGUUCACCUCCUACCUCCAGGCCGUUAACGACCUCAGCGUCACGAAGGCCAGCUACGUGGCCAACGCAUACAGUGUCGGCAGUAGCAUUGCCGCCAUUGCCACUGGAGUGGUCAUUCGUUAUACCGGUCGCUACAAGUUCGUCACACUUUACGUCGGUAUCCCAAUCUACGUCCUAUGCAUGGGCCUGAUGAUCCACUUCCGAUAUCCAGACUACAACGUCGGUUACAUGGUCAUGUGCCUAGUUUUCCUCUCCAUCUCCGGCGGAAUCCUCAUGGGAACGCCACAAAUUGCCGCCAUGUCUUCCGCAAGCCACCAGGAACUCGCCGCUGUUGUGGCCGUCCUCUCCAUGUUCUCCAGUGUCGGCGGUGCAAUCGGUGCCACGGUUUCCGGUGCCAUCUGGCAGGACAUCUUCCCCAAGAAGCUUCUUGAAUAUCUUCCGCUCGAGGAGCAGGCCAAUUUCCUGAUGAUAUAUGGAAGCAUCGAUGUCCAGAUCAGCUACCCAAUUGGCAGCCGUACGCGUAUUGCAAUUCAGCGAGCGUACGCCGACGCUCAAGAAAUGAUGUUGACGGCUGGCACGGCUGUCUGGGUGCUUGGGUUGAUAGGCGUCGCGAUCUGGAGGAAUACCGACGUUCGAACGCUGAAACAGGUCAGGGGUAAUGUUAUUUAA